Humulus lupulus (European hop) is the source of this 519-nucleotide messenger RNA. RefSeq lists its product as uncharacterized. The record is from RefSeq and is a predicted model, not a curated record. The coding region runs from base 1 to 519 and encodes 172 amino acids. The transcript has a single exon. NCBI's taxonomy places the organism in Eukaryota, Viridiplantae, Streptophyta, Magnoliopsida, Rosales, Cannabaceae.
AUGACUGGUGGUGAGAAACUCUCAGCUCAAGGAAGUGAUCCUGUUCAGGACCCUCAACUGUACAGAAGUCUUGUUGGAGCUCUCCAGUAUGCUACUAUCACUAGGCCUGAAAUUACUUAUGAUGUUAAUAGAGUAUCUCAGUUUAUGCAAACUCCACUUCAGUCACAUUGGAAAACAGUCAAGAGGAUUUUAAGGUACCUAAAAGGGACUCUUGAUUUUGGAUUACACAUGGGGAGGUCUAAAGAGCUGGGGUUGACAGGUUUCUAUGAUGUUGAUUGGGCAUCUAACCCUGAUGAUAGGAGGUCUACUUCUAGAUUUUGUGUUUACCUUGGGUCCAAUCUUGUUUCAUGGUCCUCCAAAAAGCAACGAACUGUUUCUAGAUCAAGUACUGAAGCAGAAUAUAGAAGUCUUGCUAAUGUUACAGCUGAGAUAACUUGGAUCCAGUCUCUCCUUGCUGAGCUUCAUCUACCUUCUUCACAACCUCCUAUUGUUGGUGUGACAACCUCAGCACGGUAUUGA